This is a messenger RNA of Olea europaea var. sylvestris, 1343 nucleotides long. Its product is annotated as putative clathrin assembly protein At5g35200. The transcript has 8 exons. NCBI's taxonomy places the organism in Eukaryota, Viridiplantae, Streptophyta, Magnoliopsida, Lamiales, Oleaceae. Bases 219 to 1121 code for a protein of 300 amino acids. The record is from RefSeq and is a predicted model, not a curated record.
GCACUAUCAAUUGUUGCGGCUGAAAGUGUUAGGCUUUAUGUAGCAAUUACUGAUGGAGUUCUUAAUUUGGUCGACAAGGCGGAUAGGCUGUCUGAGUUCUUUGACAUCUGUAGGGGCCUUGACUUUGGACGAGGGCAGAAAUACGUCAAAAUUGAGCAGCCACCUGCAUCAUUUAUAAAAGCCAUGGAAGAAUAUGUAAUGGAAGCCCCACACCUUUGAUGCUUCCCUGGAGAACGAAUGAUGACGAUAAAAGCACUACUCCGAAAGAAAUUGCUGUUCCUGCAGCUGAUUUGGAGACCGAUCGUAAACUUUUCAUUGACACUGAAGAAUCUCACCCAUCUGUCGAUUCUCCAAAGAUUCCAAAGACUGAUAAGAGUGAAGCUGCAGAUACACCUUUGAUUCCUGAUCUAUUGAGCUGGGAUGACCCAUGUCAAGAAGCAUCUGAGCCGGAUGAUAACAAUUCCCUUGCCCUUUCGACUGUUGCAACUGAAAAGCUGUCCAAUCCUGCAAUCAGCUCUGAUCUCUCUCGAGAGCCUACUGACUGGGAGCUUGCACUCACUAUGGCACCAGGUUCUAAUUCUGCAGCUGUAACAGCGACUAAACGGGGAGUUGGACUGGAUAGAUUAACACUGGAUAGUUUAUAUGAUAUUGCAUUGACAAAAACAAAUCCAAAUGGAACCUAUCAUAUGGGUAUGGUCUCAUCGAAUCCUUUUGAGGAUGAUAGUAUAGCUCAGCAGCAUUAUCUGCAGUUGAUGGAAAUGCCCCAACAAGAAGGCGGAGCCCUACAGUAUCAACACCAACAGUCAAAUUAUGCACAGAUGAAUGAAAUGUCCCGGCAACAAGAAGAAUUUAUGCAGCAAUAUUAUCAGCAGAUGAAUUACAUGCAGAUGACUGCAAUGCUCCAACAACAAGAUCUCAUGCAGCAACAAGAUCAACAACAAAGUUAUGCACAUCGGAUGGCUGUAAUUCCUCAUCAAGAAGAAGCAUUCAAGCAUCAACAGCUGCAAGAACAAUCAACGGUUGGUCAUGAUUCUACGAAUCCCUUGGGGAAUCCUUUCAUCGAGCAAGAAUCUAAGCCUUGCUUAAGUCAGGACCAGCCUUCUGGUUUGAGCUUAAUUUAAGUGCCAUGAAGCAGUCGCUGAAGCGUCAAAGAGGAAGUUGUGGAUAUGCUGUGAAAAGCAGAAGGGAGGUAGUGGGUGAAGUAUAGAUAUUAUGGCUAGUGACUGUUGUCAUUCAGAGGGCUUUCGACAUAUUUUUGCAGGGUAGUCACAUGAAUGUUGAAUUGGUUUUGCUCUUAUUACUUCAUUUUUGGGCAUAAUAAAUAGGAGACAUAUCAGAAGUCA